Orycteropus afer afer is the source of this 1137-nucleotide messenger RNA. RefSeq names its product HtrA serine peptidase 1 (gene HTRA1). Gene Ontology annotation, biological process: programmed cell death; positive regulation of apoptotic process; proteolysis. Gene Ontology annotation, molecular function: serine-type endopeptidase activity; protein binding. NCBI's taxonomy places the organism in Eukaryota, Metazoa, Chordata, Mammalia, Tubulidentata, Orycteropodidae. The transcript is spliced from 8 exons. The annotation marks the transcript as partial. The record is from RefSeq and is a predicted model, not a curated record.
CCCUUCGGAGUGCCCGCCUCGGCCACCGUGCGGCGGCGCGCGCAGGCCGGCCUCUGCGUGUGCGCCGGCAGCGAGCCGGUGUGCGGCAGCGACGGCGGCACCUAUGCCAACCUGUGCCAGCUGCGCGCCGCCAGCCGCCGUGCCGAGAGGCUGAGCCAGCCGCCGGUCAUCGUUCUGCAGCGCGGCGCCUGCGGCCAAGGGCAGGAAGACCCCAACAGCUUGCGCCACAAAUACAACUUCAUAGCUGACGUGGUGGAGAAGAUCGCUCCGGCUGUGGUUCACAUCGAGUUGUUUCGCAAGCUUCCUUUCUCUAAGAGGGAAGUGCCGGUGGCCAGUGGGUCAGGGUUCAUCGUGUCCGAGGAUGGGCUGAUAGUGACCAACGCCCAUGUGGUGACCAACAAGCACCGGGUCAAAGUGGAGCUGAAGAGCGGCGCCACUUACGAAGCCAAAAUCAAGGAUGUGGAUGAGAAGGCGGACAUUGCCCUGAUUAAAAUCGACCACCAGGGCAAGCUGCCCGUCCUGCUGCUGGGCCGGUCCUCGGAGCUGCGGCCAGGAGAGUUUGUGGUCGCCAUCGGAAGUCCGUUUUCCCUUCAGAACACGGUUACCACCGGGAUUGUCAGCACGACCCAGCGAGGAGGCAAGGAGCUCGGGCUGCGCAACUCGGACAUGGACUACAUCCAGACGGAUGCCAUCAUCAACGACGGUGAGGUGAUCGGAAUUAACACUCUGAAAGUGACUGCAGGAAUCUCCUUUGCGAUCCCCUCGGAUAAAAUCAAGAAGUUCCUCACUGAGUCCCAUGACAGGCAGGCCAAAGGGAAAGCCAUCACCAAGAAGAAGUACAUCGGCAUCCGCAUGAUGUCACUCACGUCCAGCAAAGCCAAAGAGCUGAAGGACCGCCACCGAGACUUCCCCGACGUGCUCUCGGGAGCGUACAUCAUUGAAGUCAUCCCUGACACCCCAGCAGAAGCUGGUGGUCUCAAGGAAAACGACGUCAUAAUCAGUAUCAAUGGACAGUCGGUGGUCUCCGCCAAUGACGUCAGUGAUGUCAUUAAAAAGGAAAGCACCCUGAACAUGGUGGUCCGCAGGGGCAACGAGGACAUUAUGGUUACAGUGAUUCCCGAGGAAAUUGACCCGUAG